AUGACCUGCGAUGAUUGGAACAGUUUUAUUCAAGUGAACAUUUAUGGAAAAACCAUAGAAGGACUUCAGCAGCAAGGAGUUGUGUUGGAAACUCUUUUGAACAAUGUCGGCUGCUCCAAGCUUUGGAUUGUGGAGGGAUCCGUGUGCACCAGCUCAACUCCUGAAAGCUCUACAUAUUCUGAAAAACGUACAAUCGAACCAGUUGUUUCACUAAGUACAACUCUGGCCACUAACAAGCUUCCUCGAUUUUCAACUCCUGCUGUCGGCCAUUCAAAAUAUAAUUCUGCAAAAAAUUUCACAUUGAAUUUGGCUGAGAAGCUAUCGGAGAUUCUAUCGGAUGACGAUAAAACUGAUAAAUGCCUGGAGAACUCUUAUCAAUCCGAAACUUCCAGGGAAGACGUGAUUCAGGAUUUGCUCGAAGAAAUGGUACAAACUGUUGCCGAUGUUGAUCAAGCUCCGAUUCUUUUGAGCACAACUCUCGCAAAUAUUGGUGUUCCCCGCUUUUCAACUCCCAUCAAACCACAAAAUGGUUUGGAUCGAAAGUUUACAAUGAACAUGACAGAAAGAAUUUCCGAAAUUGAUUCGAAUUAUCUUGGUUAUGAAGUACUCGACGAUUCCAACAAAAUUUUGACCGCCAACUGCGAGGAAGUCGAAAUGUCGUUGUGUGAGAACAUUCCUGGUGUCAACAAUGCCAGAACUUUCUCAAAUACGCCCUACGACGAUUUUCUUAAUAUUUAUUCGACUCCAAAAAAUCCAAAAUCGAAUUCCAGUGUUCCAUAUCAGGAAGGAAAGAGGAGAAGCUCGAGACGUUUGAGUACUCUGAGUAGUCUCAAGGAAACUGUCAAAAUAGAGCCUGCAGUCUCAAAAUCAACGAAGAGAAGUCGGCUCGCGCCGAUUCAAAUUUUAAGUCAAACUGUGCGUCCUAAUAUUGAACAUACAUUUCCUGUUUCUACAUCAGCUAUUCAAUCAGAUGGUUUUUCGUACGAACAUCCAAUUAAUGAAUAUGGAGAUAAUGAAUCAUUUUCAUCAGCAAAAAGUCAUUGUGAUGAGCCCAGUUUUUGUAAUGCUGUCGACUUGAAGCCAGUUCUGAAAGUUUUGAAUUCUGGAAGAACAGUUUUGACUGGAAGCAUUAUCAGUGAUCAACCUCCAGUCAUAGAACUGUCAAGAGAUCAUAACAUCGAAGGAGUGUUUCAAAAUAAUUUCGUUGACGUCGAGGAUACUAUGUUGAUUGAAAACUAUGAAGAGGUGGGAGCCGAAAUCGUUGAAGUAGAUGAUCAAGAUCAGUAUGAGGUUAUCAGUGAAGAUGAUGAAAAGGAAAAGAGCCCGAUUCCUUCGAAAAAUCGAGUUUCAUUUGCAUUUCCACUUGUUCAAAGUCCCAACAAACAAAAAGAAGAAAUGAAUAAAGUUCAUAACAUUAAAUGCCAUUUUGAUAACUGUAAUCGAAAAAUUCACUGGAAGAUUCGUUAUGGAAAACUUAGACUGGUCGAUCAUGCACUAUCACAUCAAGAGGAAAAAUCCAUUGACUGCCAGAAAUGUGAAUAUUCAUGCCAGACAACUCGACAAAUGCGUUAUCACUACAAAAAGAUUCAUGCAAAUCUGAAAAUGGAAGGCUUCGGAAUUCUCAACAUUCCUCUUCAAAAUACCAAAUUCUCAGAUGUAUGGAAUAAAUGUUUUGGAGAUCAACUGAAAACGAUCGGACCCGUUAGAAAAGCUGAACGAACUCCUCGUCGAAAACUCAAAAGUAUUCGCUUAUAGAAAACCAAAAUCUCUUCUAGAGUACAAGCGGAAGAUGUGAAGAUGUUUUUGUAAGCUCCAUAACUGCUCAUAUCACUAAUUUCAAAUCCAGUUUUAACAGAAUUUAAUGAGCAUCACGACGACACCCUCAUGUACAAUUAUUAUCAUGUUCUAAUUAUUUUGUAGUUUUACAGAAAUAAAAUACAGUGUUUUUUCAG
This is a messenger RNA of Caenorhabditis elegans, 1952 nucleotides long. NCBI's taxonomy places the organism in Eukaryota, Metazoa, Nematoda, Chromadorea, Rhabditida, Rhabditidae. The record is from RefSeq.